GAUCUAGUUCAUUCAAUGGAGAUCUUUAACAAUAACAAUAUAUGCGAAGACGCUAUCUUUACUACUAAGGUUAAGUGGGUUUUGCUGCAAGGGGAUUAUGGUGUGCAGGCACUGCGCGAGCUCUACGCGCGCGAUGCCAUAGCUCGGCGAAAUGGCCGUGAGGGUCUAAGCUACGAUGAGUUCGACGCGUUUCUGGUCGCUUGUGGCGUUAGGCUGCGUCCCUUCGAGUUGCAAUACUUAUGUAAAUCCUUUGACGAGGGCGGGAGCGGCACCAUCACAGCCACUACCUUUGUGAGACAUUUGAUAGGGCUAAAUCACCGACGUGCAAAGGCAGUGGAAAAGGCCUGGGAACGCCUGGAGAAGGACGAAGCGGGCAACGUGCGGUGCGUGGAUCUGGUUGAUACGUUUAGGCGUAUCCAACAAAAGAAGUCUGUCGAAGGUGGGGGAGCAGGGUCAAACACGGGGCUGAACCCUAUGGUGGCGCCAUAUUAUAGUACCCUCCUCGGCACCAUGGGAGCCGUAUCCAGGGGGAAUAGUGUUGGGCGCAGUAAAGACUCUGUACGUGGUCUCGGGGGAACUACCGCAACGGAUUGCACGCUGAGAGCGAACAAUCAAAGCAAGAUCGACUCUCUUACUAAAGAAGAAUUUGUGGCUUUUUACACAGGCAUUUCGCAAUGUGUACCAAUUGAUGAAACUUUCGAAGUAGCUGUCCUUCGGGAUUGGGAAGCCGACGACACGUGUAGGCCUACGUUAAACGAGACUAAGCGCGAUUGGGGUGAGCAUGGCGAUCCCUUGGGUGACCAUGGCCCGCGCUAUGUCCGAGACGCCGUCAACAUGAGCCUUGGGACAUCAACAGCAUCAUAUAAUUACUCGAAAAUGCAACGCGUACACCCGUAUGUUGAGCCUUUGCCACCACUAGACCGAAAGGAUCUUAUGCGCACGACGUGCAACCUGUGCUAUGGAUCCUACACAAGAAGUGAAUUUAAGUCUGCAGAUCCGCUGGCAACCCGAUAUGGUCAAUCCAUCUAAGCGAUCUGGAAUACAACUAUUAAACCAUGGAACGAAAAAAAAUUAUGUACAGUAUGUAAAAUAUUUCGCGUUUGCUUUAACUUUCAGUCAUAGUUAUUACGAUCUUAUGUGUAGAUGCACAGGGGCAUGAACUCCCCGUAGUAGCCUAA
Phytomonas sp. EM1 is the source of this 1178-nucleotide messenger RNA. NCBI's taxonomy places the organism in Eukaryota, Euglenozoa, Kinetoplastea, Trypanosomatida, Trypanosomatidae. The record is from the annotation of a GenBank genome assembly.